AUGGAGAAGUCACACAGUCUACUCAUUUUCUGCCCAGAUGCCAAUGAUUUGGAUCAUGAUCCUGAUGUUUUUAGAGCGCACUGUCUAAACUGUACAGAAAUACUAUUAACUGAAUACACAAAUGGUGAUGAUUCACAGACCAUUGUAUCUCACGAAGCAGAAGAAGAUGAAUAUAUUGUGGACCCCGAAACCUGUUGUCUCAAAGCAGCCACUUUGCAAGCAUCUAUUAACAAAAUUCUUGGUUACAAUCCUGCCAAUGACAAGGAACAUACUGAACAAUUUUCCCAAAUGUUCUACUUGACCUAUAAUUUAUUCAGCACUCCAGAAAAAAUUAUUGACAUUUUGAUUGCCAAAUACAGACAUUUGAAUCAAGAUAAGCAAGACAAGAAUGACUUAUUCACAAAAAUUAACCUCGAAAGGACUGCUGCGCGAUUAAUCAAGGAUGGAUUCUAUGCAUUCAAUAAUUUAAGUAUUGCCAAAAGUAUUAACUUUAUGAAAGAAAUUGAACACAUGUCCUCCAGUAGCACAUCAAGUAUUGCCAAGAUCCAAAAUGCUCUUGUACUCAAUAUGCUUUCCAUUCAGGCCUCUUCUGGAACUCGAUGUGGUAUUACUAGCCCAGGCCGUGACUCUUCAGCAUCUUCAGAGGAUAAAACUCUGAGAAUUCCAAAAGGAUUAACUUUGCAACAAGUAUCAACACCAGAAAUUCCCAUGUCAAAAUGGAAUCAUGACAAGGAUUUAUAUAUUCGAUUGGGAAUUUCCAAUCCUUUCAAGAUCCAAUUUGACAUUUUCUCAUGGCCUUCUGCAGAAUUAGCUCAUCAAUUGACCUUACUGGAAGCAAAAUUCUUUUUGAAAAUUAAGCCCUAUGAAUUUUAUUAUAUUGAAAGCAAAGAUAAGGAAAUUCGAGAAAAGUACAGCAGUAAUAUUUUGUUCAUGCAAGAACAUUUCAAAACUUUGCAGCAUUGGGCCAGCGAGACCGUUCUCAUUCAACCCAAUGAGAGAGAUCGAAAGAAGGUCUUUACCAAAAUUCUUUGCAUUGCUCAAUCUUGUUUUUACGCUGGUAAUUAUUUUGGAUUCAUGUCUAUUUUGGGAGGCUUAAGAAGUUCUUCUGUUUUUAGACUUAAAGAUCUCUAUGAAGACAAUAAGGAAGUACACAAACUAUUCCUCGAAUUGGAAGAAAGUCAGAAAAAGUCAUCAACUCGAAAGAAGUGA
Molecule: messenger RNA, 1209 nt
Organism: Naegleria fowleri
Lineage: Eukaryota; Heterolobosea; Eutetramitea; Acrasida; Naegleriidae
Exons: 1
Coding region: 1-1209 (402 amino acids)
Biological process (GO): Ras protein signal transduction; positive regulation of GTPase activity
Cellular component (GO): plasma membrane
Molecular function (GO): guanyl-nucleotide exchange factor activity
Source: RefSeq, a predicted model, not a curated record